Talaromyces atroroseus is the source of this 1605-nucleotide messenger RNA. RefSeq lists its product as hypothetical. Gene Ontology annotation, molecular function: heme binding; oxidoreductase activity, acting on paired donors, with incorporation or reduction of molecular oxygen; monooxygenase activity. Bases 1 to 1605 code for a protein of 534 amino acids. The record is from RefSeq and is a predicted model, not a curated record. Lineage: Eukaryota; Fungi; Ascomycota; Eurotiomycetes; Eurotiales; Trichocomaceae. The transcript is spliced from 2 exons.
AUGUUGCAAGCCAUUUUCGCUAUUAUAUUGAUUUCCCUCUGCUAUUAUUUCUUUCGCAACGAGAAGACUAGUCAUAGUCUCCCACCUGGACCGAAACCUCUUCCCAUUGUCGGCAAUAUUGCACAUCUGCCCCCGAAGGGGAUUCCGGAAUACCAACACUGGCUGCGUUUCAAAGAUGAAUACGGGCCCAUCAGCUCCAUCACCGUACUCGGCACAACGCUCAUCGUAAUCCACGACAGGCAAGCAGCACAUGGCCUUAUGGAAAAGCUUUCUGCCAAGACGUCGUCGCGGCCCCAGACGCAGUUUGCGACUUCGCUAAGCGGGUUUGGCGCGUUCGUGAACGCCAUGCCGUAUGAUGCUACUUUCCGCCUGCAUCGUAGGUUGAUACACCAGCAGUUGGGUACAAAGUCGAGCGUCGCACCAUUUCGAGACGUUCAGGAUGUCGAGUCACGUAGGUUUCUUCUCCGGCUGCUAGAUGAGCCUCGUAACUUGGUAGAACAUAUCAAAACUGAGGCGAGCGCGAUUAUCUUGAAAAUAGUAUAUGGUUACUCUGUUGAGCCGCGGGCACCCGAUCCUUUGGUCCUCUUGAUCGAGCGCAUGAUGCAUAAUUUAUCGCUGGCAGUCAUUCCUUUAGCGUGGCCUGUCGAUUAUUUCCCGGUCCUCAACUAUCUUCCAGAAGGGCUGCCAGGUUCAUCAUUCAAAUCUGUGGCCCGCAGAUGGAACAAGAUCAAUCAGGCAGUUUUGGAAAUUCCCUAUGCGUUUGUUCAACAGCAGAUGGCGAAGGGAAUCCAUCGGCCAUCCUACGUGGCUUCGGCUCUCAAUAGUAUCUCUGGAAAUGAUACCGAUAGUUGGAACAAAGACAACAACGAAAAUGCUAUCAAGUCAACAGCCGCAAUCAUGUAUGGAGGCGGUGCCGACACUACCGUGUCGGCUCUUACUAGCCUCGUCCUAGCUAUGAUUCUGUUCCCAGAAGUUCAGCGGAAGGCACAGCAGGUACUUGAUGCCGUCGUCGGCACAGAAAGGCUCCCCCGGUUUGAAGAUAGACCAAAUUUGCCUUAUGUCAAUGGCAUGGUGAAGGAAUCACUGCGAUGGCUUCCGGUCGUCCCCAUAGGAACUGCGCAUGUCACUGAUGAGGAAAUUAUUUUCGCAGGGUUCCGUAUCCCAAAGGGGGCAUAUUUGUUGCCAUCAAUCUGGUGGUUCUUGCAUGAUCCGUCAAUCUACUCAGAUCCGUCCAUUUUUGAUCCAGACAGAUACUUGGAACCGCGCAAUGAGCCAGAUCCUGCGACAGAAGCUUUUGGAUAUGGUCGCAGGAUUUGUCCUGGGCGAUAUUUGGCUGAUGAGAGUCUUUUCCUGACGAUUUCCCGUCUGAUAGCAAGCUUCAACAUCACCAUGGCAGUUGAUGACCAAGGAAAGGGGAUUGUGCCCGAGGCGAAAAUCACCCCUGGCUUGAUUGGCCAUCCACUGAGUUUUCCUUAUGAUAUUAAGCCCCGAAGUGUCAGGCAUGCGGAUCUCAUACGAAAUGUCGAGAUUGACCACCCCUGGGAGGAAGGUAGCUCCAACCUACUCUCAAGGGAAUUUAUCGAGAAUUACGGUGGGGUCUUAUAA